This is a messenger RNA of Medicago truncatula (barrel medic), 3375 nucleotides long. RefSeq lists its product as uncharacterized. The record is from RefSeq and is a predicted model, not a curated record. NCBI's taxonomy places the organism in Eukaryota, Viridiplantae, Streptophyta, Magnoliopsida, Fabales, Fabaceae. The transcript has 4 exons. Bases 83 to 1255 code for a protein of 390 amino acids.
AUCAAACCACUUGAGUAAAACGACAUUAUUCCUUUUCCCUAAUUUCUAGGGUUUUAUCCAAGAAUUCCCUCUCAAAUUAACAAUGGCAUUUUCUCUGACUACUCAAACCCAAAUCAUCACAUUGCGAUUCAACCCUUUUCACAGACACAAACUCCAUACAACAUUAGCAUCAAUGUCACAGGCAAAAUCUAAAAGACCAAUUUGCCCUUCAUGUUCCAAACCCACCCGAACUUGUCUCUGUUCUCGAAUUCUCACUCCUCCAAUCCCUAAUUCCGUCAAUGUAACCAUUCUUCAACACUCUCUUGAGUGUAAUCAUCCUCUUAAUUCUACCAGAAUUGCUAAAAUGGGUCUCAACAAUCUCACUAUUGCAACUGUUUCCGAUGUUAACUUUGAAUCUCGCUUCUUUAUUCAACUUUUUGACCCCAAUUCAAACUCUGCUGAAAAAGGUUCGUUUUUUCGUGAAUUUGAGGAGACCCAUGAUUUGUUUUAUGCUAAAGAUUCCAACUUUAUUGAUAUUGAUACUGACAGUGCUAGUUUGAAAAAUGAUGUCAUUCAUAAUUAUACUGUUGAAAAUGUGAAUGAUGAAGUUAAGAAAAUUCCGUUUCGUAGAAGUUGUGAUGAUCUAACUGGAGGUAAUGGAAGACCUGCUAUUACUUUUACUAUUGGCAAAUAUGGUGCAAUUACUUCUUUGUCACAUAUUUGGAUGAAGCAAUGUGAAUCUAAUGAGUUAUUAACCUUUGACAAGAUUUUGUCUUGUCCUGAAGCAUGUGAAGCACUCUCAAAAGGGUUUUUGGUGAAGAAGUUUCAAAGGAAGCAAUUGAAUAGGGAAGAAGUGGAAGAAUAUGAGGAAUUUGAGCUUGAGGUUAGUUCUGGAUCGGUACUACUUUUUCCAUCGGAUAAUGCUGUUAGUGUUGGUGAAUUAGAUGUUGUUGGUUUUGAGGUGAAGAAUUUGAUUGUUCUAGAUGGAACAUGGGCUAAGGCUAAAAGGAUUUAUAGUGAAAAUCCUUGGUUGAACAUUUUGCCGCAUUUGAAGUUGGAAGUGAAUGAGAUGAGCUUAUAUGGUGAAGUGAGGAAUCAGCCUAAAGCUGGUUAUUUGUCCACCAUUGAGAGUAUUGUGUUUGCUUUGAAGGCAGUUGGGGAGAAUCACAAGGGUUUGGAUAAUCUGUUGGAUACUUUUGAGUCCAUGGUUGGUGACCAAAGGCGAUGUAAAGAUGAGAGACUGAGCAAACUGUUACCUAGUUGUGGUAGCCCUUGAUUUCUUCUUUUGAUUGAAGUUGAACAACUUGAAGAAGUCGCUUAAACCCAAAAAGAAAUAGUUUUGAAAUGAAUUAUGAACCAUGAAACCUCUAGGAGUUUCUGCCGUGCGUAUCCUCAGCAGAAGGAUUGAAAUAAUCAAGCCGGAACUUUGAAGAUUGCAGAAACAUCAGCAGAGAGAUACACUAUCGAAGCAAAUCCAGCCACGUGAUGAUGAUGUAGUAAAAUGAAAGAUUAUUGUUAAGUGUUAACAACAACAAGGAGAAACAAAUUCUGAAAAGGAAGAAUAUGUGAAUGGAUUUACAAGCUGGAAUUCACAUGACAUGGAUAUAUGAUAUUAGAACUCAGUUUUUCUUCACAUUUCUUCAAAAUUGCUAGUGUAGAUGGAGUCCAAACUCCCAAUUGGCAAGUCUGCUGCUUCAGCACCGAAGUCAUUGACUUUCUGAUUUGCAAAGACAGACAGUCAUUUUCAUAGAGACAGACAGUCAUUUUCAUUUUCCAGUUCUUCGGAAAUAUUUGCCGUAGUUCGUUGAGUUUUAGUUUGAUUAUUUUUCAGCUUAGCUGCUUACCGUUAUUCAACUCAAUGCAAAUCGAAUCCAUCACAGAUCUUGUGGUCAAAAAAGCUAAACAAACUAACAUGUCUCUUUCGGUUUGGCAAUAUCGUGAAACAUGUCGAGAGGGAAAAGAAGAAAUUAAUUUCAAAUCGAUAUCUUGUGCGGGAAAAAGCUGAAGCAACUGCUAAAACUGAAAAAAUCAACAAUACUAUUUUUGAGUGGCUUAAAGAAAUGGAGAAACUCAUAGAACUGCAGGAGAAUCUUAAAACAAGAGCAGAGCCAGAGAUUCCCAAUUAUGAUUGUUCAUUAGCUGGGGUAUUUUCUGCUGAUCAUAGGAUGAGAUAUUGGAUGUACCAUGAAAUGCUAGGUAAAAUAAAGACACUGAAUGCCAAGUGUGAAUUUGAGCCAUUUUCCACCACAAUUCCAGCUUUGAAGCACUUUUUUUCACUAAAUUGUGUGUCUUUUGAGCCUAUAAAAGAGGCUUCAGAUAGACUUCUAGCGGCACUACAUGAUAAUAAUUGUUUUAUGAUUGGAUUGUAUGGGAAGAGGGGUUUUGGUAAAACAAAUUUGGUGAAAGCAGCUAGAGAUGAAGAUUGGACUUUGCUCGAAAAACAUUCAGGCUCAGGCAUAGAAGACGAGUCCUCGUCUGACAUAUCAAAUGUAGCACAAGAUGCUGCUUUUGAAUGUGAAGGGUUACCUGGUACAAUAAUAGAAGUGGGAUCUUCCUUAAAAGGUAAUCCUGUGGAGGAGUGGAAAGAAUCUUCAGACAAUUUGAGGCGUUCAAUGGCUCGAUGGCAGAUUUUCAUCAGUUUUAGAGGAGAAGAUACUCGGUACUCUUUUACGGGUUUUCUCUAUGAUGCUCUCUGUCGAGAAGGAUUCAAAACAUUCAUGGAUUAUGGGGGAUUGCAUAUUGGGGACCAAAUUUCACCCUCUCUUAUUAAUUGAAGCAUCAAAGCUUUCGAUUGUUGUUUUGUCUGAAAAUUAUGCAAGUUCCUAAUGGUGUCUUGAUGAGCUUGCGAAGAUCCUUCAGUGUAAGAAGUCGAAGAAUCAAUUGGUUUGGCCUAUCUUUUACAAAGUGAAACCUUCAGAUAUAAGACAUAUGAGAAAUAGUUAUGGCAAAUAUAUGACUGAACAUAAACAAAAAUUCGGAAGUGAUUCUGAGAGAUUACAGAAAUGGAAGUCAGCUUUUUUUGAAGUUUCUGGUUUGUCUGGAAAGGCUUAUAAAAUCGGGUACGAAUAUGAAUUUAUCCGAAAGAUUGUGGAAGAUGCCGUUAAUAUUAAACAUCGACUGUGUAUACGAAGCACAGAUAGGAACUAGAAGGAUGCCUACAUUUUCUCUUGCAAUAAUUAAGUGCUACAUUAGAUAUAAGUGAUGGCAAACAACUACUUGUUCAUAAAUGAAUUAUGAUUGUAAUAUACAUGUUCAAUGAUAAUUUGUUUUUGAAUAUGGUUUCUAGGAUAAUAUUUGUUCGCAGACGAUAAAUUAGUUGGAGAAAACUCUAUCAAAGUGUUGUUUUUCUCUAUCCCAAGACUCUAUCAAAGUUUUACGAAGGAGCAAUAAUUUCCA